AUGAGCGCCAAGCAGCGUAUGAAGAUCCAGAAUGAGCGUGCUCAUAGCAAUAUUACUAACCGCGGAAAUGUGCCUAAGUCACUGAAAUCAAACGAUGAUCAGUCGAAUCUGAAUGCCUGGGUCCUCGGGCUCAUCGUGUUCGUUGUUUGUGGUUCAGCCGUUUUCGAAAUCAUCCAACACAUAAGAAUGGCUUUCUAA
This is a messenger RNA of Hydatigera taeniaeformis, 198 nucleotides long. NCBI's taxonomy places the organism in Eukaryota, Metazoa, Platyhelminthes, Cestoda, Cyclophyllidea, Taeniidae. The record is from the annotation of a GenBank genome assembly.